AUCCAACUCCGAGCUGAGAGUGGACGGGAAGUGAGCGGCGGGGGCUCAGGAGCGGCACCGAGUAGAGAUGAGGGCUCCCCCACGGUGUCUGUAAGUCUCUGCACGCGGAAGGUGAUCCACAGACCUGAACAUGAAUCUCCGUAAGUCACUGGAAGUGCUCAUGAGGUGGACUGAUAUUUAGCAGGCUACCCCCCUAUCCGUUUCCUCCUCCUCACACUGACGUCCAUCCGCUGCUGAAGCAAGAAAAAAAUAGAAGGAACAAAAAAAGAAACUUUGCACAUUUCCCUGCACUGGACGCGUGCCUCGGGCUUCACCGGUAAGCGUUGGAUCCGUCAACUUACUGCGACUCUCCGGUGUUCAGCCCGGACCUCUGCCCCAACAUGAUCGCCACGCAAGCCAAGCUGGUCUACCAGCUCAACAAAUACUACAGCGAGAGGUGCCAGGCGCGCAAGGCGGCCAUUGCGAAGACUAUAAGGGAGGUUUGCAAAGUGGUGUCAGAUGUCCUUAAAGAGGUGGAGGUGCAGGAGCCCCGCUUCAUCAGCUCCCUGAGUGAGAUAGACGCGCGCUACGAGGGGAUGGAGGUCAUCUCCCCCAACGAGUUCGAGGUGGUGCUGUACCUCAACCAGAUGGGGGUGUUCAACUUCGUGGACGACGGCUCUUUGCCCGGCUGCGCGGUGCUGAAGCUGAGCGACGGCCGCAAACGCAGCAUGUCUCUGUGGGUGGAGUUCAUCACCGCCUCGGGCUACCUCUCCGCCCGGAAGAUCCGCUCCCGGUUCCAGACUCUGGUGGCGCAGGCCGUGGACAAAUGCAGCUACCGCGACGUGGUGAAGAUGGUGGCCGACACCAGCGAGGUGAAGCUGCGCAUCCGGGAGCGGUACGUGGUGCAGAUCACGCCCGCCUUCAAGUGCACGGGGAUCUGGCCUCGGAGCGCGGCGCAGUGGCCCAUGCCGCACAUUCCGUGGCCCGGGCCGAACCGGGUGGCGGAAGUGAAGGCGGAGGGCUUCAACCUCCUCUCCAAGGAAUGUUACUCCCUGACGGGGAAGCAGAGCUCGGCGGAGAGCGACGCGUGGGUGCUGCAGUUCAGCGAGGCCGAGAACCGGCUGCUGAUGGGCGGCUGCAGGAAGAAGUGCCUGUCGGUGCUGAAGACCCUGCGGGACCGACACCUGGAGCUGCCGGGCCAGCCGCUCAACAACUACCACAUGAAGACCCUGCUGCUGUACGAGUGCGAGAAGCACCCGAGGGAGACGGACUGGGACGAGGCGUGCCUCGGAGACCGGCUCAACGGCAUCCUGCUGCAGCUCAUCUCGUGCCUGCAGUGCCGCAGAUGCCCCCACUACUUCCUGCCCAACUUGGACCUGUUUCAGGGGAAGCCCCACUCGGCCCUGGAGGCUGCUGCCAAGCAGACGUGGAGACUGGCGAGGGAGAUCCUCACCAACGCCAAAAGUUUGGACAAAUUAUAAACCGGCUGAACCCAGAGACACAUUCUGGGAUCAAAUGAAAAAACAGAUUUCCAACCGAGUCUCCACGAAAUGUGAAAAUAAUAACAAUCUGUAAAAAAAAUUAAAAAAAUGCAGCAACAAACCCAGAGGCAAAACUGUGCUGGGAGAUUUGGAGCAAUUUGGCCACUU
This is a messenger RNA of Nematolebias whitei (Rio pearlfish), 1628 nucleotides long. It is a transcript of the gene mab21l2, whose product is annotated as mab-21-like 2. The transcript has a single exon. NCBI's taxonomy places the organism in Eukaryota, Metazoa, Chordata, Actinopteri, Cyprinodontiformes, Rivulidae. The record is from RefSeq and is a predicted model, not a curated record. Bases 381 to 1460 code for a protein of 359 amino acids.